Ustilago hordei is the source of this 1137-nucleotide messenger RNA. RefSeq names its product putative glutathione-dependent formaldehyde dehydrogenase. The record is from RefSeq and is a predicted model, not a curated record. Gene Ontology annotation, cellular component: cytosol. The transcript has a single exon. Gene Ontology annotation, molecular function: S-(hydroxymethyl)glutathione dehydrogenase [NAD(P)+] activity; zinc ion binding. The coding region runs from base 1 to 1137 and encodes 378 amino acids. Lineage: Eukaryota; Fungi; Basidiomycota; Ustilaginomycetes; Ustilaginales; Ustilaginaceae. Gene Ontology annotation, biological process: formaldehyde catabolic process.
AUGACCCAAGGCGAAAUAAUCAAAUGCAAAGCCGCCGUCGCAUGGGAAGCCGCCAAGCCCAUGUCGAUUGAAGAAAUCCAAGUCCAGCCCCCUCGCGCCGGUGAAGUUCGAGUGCAAAUCACUCACACUGGUCUCUGUCACACCGACGCCUACACUCUUUCCGGAUCCGACCCCGAAGGAGCUUUCCCUGCCAUCCUUGGUCACGAAGGAGCCGGGAUCGUCGAAUCCGUCGGUGAAGGCGUAACCCACGUCAAACAAGGUGACUCGGUCAUCCUUCUUUACACUGCCGAAUGUCGCGAGUGCAAGUUCUGCAAAUCUGGCAAGACCAACCUCUGCCAAGCUGUUCGUGCUACUCAGGGUCAAGGUGUUAUGCCUGACAAGUCCAAGCGUUUCUCUUGCAAGGGUAAAGAACUCUACCACUUUAUGGGUUGUUCCACUUUCAGUCAGUACACUGUUGUCUCGCAGUACAGUUUGGUUGCCAUCGACCCUAAGGCUCCUAGGGACAAGACUUGUUUGUUGGGCUGUGGUGUAACUACCGGUUGGGGUGCGGCUACUCACACUGCCAACGUAGAGAAGGGUAGCAAUGUUGCUAUCUUUGGUCUUGGUUGUGUUGGUCUUGCUGUUAUCACAGGUGCUGUCGAUGCUGGAGCCAGCAGGAUCAUUGCAAUUGACACCAACGAUCAAAAAGAGAGUUGGGCCAAGAAGUUCGGUGCGACCGAGUUCAUCAAUCCUACAAAGCUCGGUGAGGGUAAAGACAUUGUCUCGCACCUGGUCGAAAUCACCGAUGGUGGACUGGAUUACACUUUCGAUUGCACCGGUAAUGUCAAGGUGAUGAGAAGCGCGCUCGAGGCUUGUCAUAAGGGUUGGGGCGUCAGUACCGUUAUUGGUGUUGCCGCUGCUGGGCAGGAGAUUGCAACUCGGCCCUUCCAGUUGGUCACGGGUAGGAAGUGGCAGGGAAGUGCAUUUGGUGGUGUCAAAGGUAGGACCGAGCUGCCUGGUAUCGUGGAUAGGUAUAUGAACGGAACUUUUAAGGUCGAUGACUACAUUACUCAUACCAUCGAUCUUGACAACAUCAACAAGGGUUUCGAGUAUAUGAAGCUGGGAGAGUGCAUUCGAUGUGUUGCCAAGAUGUCCUAA